Molecule: messenger RNA, 1536 nt
Organism: Bicyclus anynana (squinting bush brown)
Lineage: Eukaryota; Metazoa; Arthropoda; Insecta; Lepidoptera; Nymphalidae
Gene: Use1
Product: vesicle transport protein USE1
Exons: 6
Coding region: 102-914 (270 amino acids)
Biological process (GO): retrograde vesicle-mediated transport, Golgi to endoplasmic reticulum
Cellular component (GO): SNARE complex; endoplasmic reticulum
Molecular function (GO): SNAP receptor activity
Source: RefSeq, a predicted model, not a curated record
AAUUCGAUUUGAAGUUUAAAUCGAGUUUGUCAAUAAACAUUUUUGAAUUUCGUUAUUUCCAUGAUUUUUCGAAUUCAUAUUGUUUCUUAUAGAAAAUAAUCAUGGCUGUUGAUAACACCAAAAUGAACAAUGUAACACUUCCCAAGAAAUCAAGAUUGGAAAUGAAUAUCAGGCAACUUCUCAAUAAAUGCGAAUUGAUUGCAAAACAAGAACCAGUAGACGCUAACUGCAGACUGAAACAAUACGUGGAGGGUUUGAAUAAUAUGAUAACUGAACUUAAAAUGGGUCCCGACAAGCCUGCAAAGGAUGUGAUAGCGGAAUAUACUAAAAGAGCAACAUUUUUGAAAGGCUUAAUACAAACAGCUACUCUCCACAGUCCUAUAGAAAAGCUUGAGGCAGUGCAGUUGUUAUCCCAUGGUGCAGCAACCAACACUGUAGAUGGUUCAGCUCAAGAGAUACACCAGAAGACUGUUGCAAAAUAUGGGGUUGAGUUGCGCUCUGAGUUAUUUGGAUUGGAAGACAGUGAUGAUACACUGAGGCAGCGAAACAUAAUCAAAGCGGCAAACUUCACCAGCACCAGUACCAGCCAAGAGGACAUAGACUCACUGCUCAAAUACCAUCAGAACAUGCAAGAGAAAGUAGCAGAGAACAUGGUCAUGCUGACCAAGAGUUUGAAGGAACAAUCACAGAUCGCCAGCACUAUUAUAAAGGCUGAUACUGAGGCGUUAAAGAAAUCCUCCGACUUGACAGAUAGGAAUCUCAUGUCAUUGAAAGUGGAGUCGGAGAGACUGCAAGAGCACAGCCGCGGCGCUUGGAAGUGUUGGCUGUGGCUCAUGCUUGCUGUUAUUAUAGCUAUAUUUAUUAAUAUGGUACUGUUUAUGAAAGUAAUGAAGAAACGGAAAUACGACGUGUAAGGUAUAAAUGUUAUAUAUACUUAUCCCUCAGACCAAUUAUUGUAUAGGACCUGCCUCGCUAUCUGCGAUCAACGAUUUAAUGCGAUUAUAAAAACUGUCUCUAUAGAAUCGACGUUAAAUAGUUGUAAUCGUGUUCGUCUGUUGAAGAGCUCCGUAAAAAUACCUUUUUGUGUAAUUGAAUUGUGUAAAAAACGGGCAAAAACUUCUAGUUUAGUAUAAGAUAUAUACCAAAUCUAAGCUCGAUUGCCUCAGAAAAUGAUAGACAAUUUUGUUCGUGACUAUGAGUGCGAUACAGGUCCUUCUAUAAAUUGGUCUGAGACUUAUCUCCGUUUAAUUACAUAAUAUUGUGAAACUUAGAAACUUCGACCAUCACCAGAAUGUUGCCAUUUCUGCAGAUUCUACCAACUUGGUUAGUACCAAAUAAAUCUUUAACCCAUGAUAGCCCAGUGGAUAUGGCCUCUGCCUCCGAUUCCGGAGGGUGUGGGUUCGAAUCCAGUCCCAGCAUGCACCUCCAACUUUUCAGUUUUGUGCAUUUUAAGAAAUUAAAUAUCACGAUAUGACGGGCAGUGUUUUUGGCGUUUGGAAAAAUAUAUUAAAUACGCAAUUUUUAAUUUUUGAUUUU